AUCCAGUUGUGUCUUCCGGGUGUAGCCGGCUCCUCCACAUCGUCCUGGGGAUCCUGACCAGGAUUUACAGAACAGUCAGUCGCUAACACCUCCGCGUGGGCGUGACCGACCGGCUUGCCUCCAUAACAGCCACUAAGCAACCACCAAACCAGCAGGUCAGUCAGCACUGACUGCAAGUCAUCCUGACUAUAUAUUUUUAUAGCCGACUGUUAUCCAGCAGUUACAGUAGCAGUCGGUCACACAGUGAAUACACUUGCUUGCUGUGACGUUUGACGUUUCGUGGCAGACACCGAUUAGCAACUUGUUAGCUCCUUGGCGAAAGCCACAUGGAUCCUCAAAACACCAACAUGAACACUGAGGCGAAGAUGUUAAACCACGCCAAGACUCUCCGGCUGCACACCGGGAAUUUGGUCAACCGAAGCCGCCUGAAAAAGAAGUGUCCGUCAUCUCCCAGCGAAGAGCUUCAAGACUGCAUUCAAGCCACACUGAGCGAUUGGUUUUCCACAGCAAAAUCGUCAGCAAAGGAAUUUCCAGAUACACUUGACUGCUCCAUUCCCCAGGACACAGAUGCUAUCACACCUGAAGAAAGGGAGGAACUAAAGGUUUCAGUCAAGCUGUUCCUGUGUGAGUCGGUUCAGUCCUCUAUCAGAGAUGCCGUGGAGAUGGCCUGCCAGACGCUGGCAGUGUCCCAGCUCGACUCUGUUAUCAUAGCGCCACCUGGGCCCCUGGAGGGUGACAGCCAAACUUUGGCUCAGCUUCAGCCAGCCUGGGAGGAGCUAGAGGCUUUGGUUAGGAGCCAACGGAUUGCAGCUAUUGGCACCUCUGACCUGGACAAAGAUCUGCUGGAACAGCUCUACAACUGGGCUCAGGUGAAGCCCAGCAGUAACCAGGUCAACCUGGCCUCCUGCUGUGUGAUGCCUCCUGACCUGACAGCCUUCGCUAAGGAGUUCGACAUCCAGCUGCUGACACACAACGAUCCCAAAGAGCUGCUGUCAGCGGCCACCUUCCAGGAGGCGGUGCAGGAGGGAACGCAGGACCAGAACAUUGCUGAUUGGAGGCUGGAGUGGGUCCUGCGCUACUCCAUUAUUGUCAAGAGCAGGGGCAUCAUCAAGGCUAAGGGCUACCUCGUCAGUGCGAGAAAGGCAAGCCCCUAGCACACCCUACAAGUGAAGAAGACACAUGGAUGAAGCCAUUUUCUUCCAUUUUCAUUCACACACAACAUGCAAAGUAGCAGCUCUGAAUAAUGGAUGGUGCCACUCACCAUGAGUCUUGCAUUCAUUGUUUUAUCUUAAACAGAUUAAGUUAGCUUCUUUAUCAUCUAUGAUUUUUCCAGUUAAGCAGAUGCAGGUAUUUAUUACCAUCAUCUCAGUGAGAUCAAAAGUAGGAGAUGAAAAUGCAAGAUCCACUUUGGGUCAGUUUUAAGUUUCACAGGUGGUGGGUCUUCAGUGAUACGUACAAUGACUGGUCAGCCUUUUAUCAACACAAGAGAGUCUGCUCUAAUGGAAUGGAAAAUGUCAGUUGCUAAACUUUUGAUCCAAGAAGAAGGUCCCUUAACCUUGUUCUGACUUGAAGUGCCUCUCAUCUUUUGCUCCCCUUGUCCUCAUUCCUGCUUUUUCUCCACUUUGUCCAUGUGAAUUGAGCUUUAAAUGUAUCGGUCUGAGGGGAAACAUUACGAAUCAGUAAGGCAAAAAAAAAAAAAAAAAAACAGUAGAGAAUUGUUUAUAUUGUCUUUGGUACAAAACGACUCCAAACAUUCUUAAAGGGUAAAAAUGGGAUGGAAAUUCUGAAGAAAAUCUGGUUUUAUUCUUGCAAUUUGAUUUUUUUCAGCUGUAUAUAAACACUCUUUGCAUUCCUUAAUUAAGUAAAAUGAUGCACUAAUUAAAUUGCAACCCAUGAGAUGUUUAUUUUAUGAUGCUGAUGAAUUAGACUUUAACUGGUAAAGCAGUAAAAUGUGAGUAUUAUAUAACUUUAUUUUAUCAGUUUUUUUCUAACCACGCGCUGUUUUUGACAUUUGAUUGAAAUGCUGAUGAGAUUAAAUUCUAAUGUGGAGAGUACAGUAUUUUGAGAUAUUUUGACAUGACUAGCAGGCUCACAUAUUGUAUUGCUGUAGUAGUGCUGGAAAGCCUGCCAGGCCGAUGUGAAGGCUUCUGAAGAAGAAGGUUCUUAUUUAAGAAUCAUGGCUGAUUUUCCCAGACAGGAUCCAGUUACUCUCAUGAUGUACUGUUCUCAUCUGAUGUACUGUAAACAUAUUUAAUAUUGUCAUAUGGCUGUAUAUCAUGAAUUGGCUUUAUUAAAAUUAUGAAGCAGA
Scatophagus argus is the source of this 2308-nucleotide messenger RNA. RefSeq names its product glutamate-cysteine ligase, modifier subunit (gene gclm). The coding region runs from base 327 to 1154 and encodes 275 amino acids. Gene Ontology annotation, biological process: glutathione biosynthetic process. The record is from RefSeq and is a predicted model, not a curated record. The transcript has 7 exons. Gene Ontology annotation, cellular component: glutamate-cysteine ligase complex. NCBI's taxonomy places the organism in Eukaryota, Metazoa, Chordata, Actinopteri, Scatophagidae. Gene Ontology annotation, molecular function: enzyme regulator activity; glutamate-cysteine ligase catalytic subunit binding.